CUUCUUCAUUAAAUUACCAACAGGCUGGAAAAAAAGUUAAAGCUGUAGCAAAAAAAAGUAAACUAACUCCCUUUAGGAAAACUACUAGCUGCUACAUUUAAUUAUUAUGGAAAACAUAUUAUUGCAAUCUCUAAUCCAAGAUAUACAGGAUUCAGCAUUCCGUUAUUAAAACUUUCGGCAUUAAUUAGUCAUUUAAACGUUAUUUCUGCUUAGUGAAAGUAGAAAUCUAAAUACCAAAAAAAAAGCGGAUAAUAUUAUCGUAUUAGGAAAAACAAUCGUCUUAUAGUCUAUCUGGAUCUCCAUCUCAUAUAAUGUAAUUAAACCGCGUAACGCAAUGGACGGGGAAAGCUAAAUACACUACAUGUGUGUGUGCAUGCCUAUAUAACAGCAGCUCUUGUUCUUAAUAUAAUAACUCGAUCCAGAUAAUAAUAAAAGCAUAGCAACAUGGGGAAUUGUGCACUAAAGCCAAAAGUUCUGACGUCAGCCGGAGCUCCGGCACCGGAGGAGUUUGAGACUUUGCUUCUUGGAGAUCAGAAGGUCGACGCUGCGAAAUCUCUUAGAAACUUGUUCCUUCAAGCCAUGGCAGAGAAGAAAACAAUGGAGGACGAGAAGACAACACCGGAAAAGACUCCGGUAACUACAGAUCUGAAAACAGCUUUGUCCGAGGCAAAAUCUCCACCCAAAGAGAUCAAAUCUCCGAUAAAAGAGACAAAAUCUCCGGCAGCAGAGAAAAAUGUUCCGGCUGGUGAGCAGAAGGUUAGGAAUGAAGAGACUGUUUGUGAGGAGAAAGUGAUGGACGAUGCGACUGUGAAAGAGACAGAAACAGAGGCGAAGCCAGAGGAAGUCGAAAGCGAAGCAGCAGCACCAUGAAAGAAGUUUGAACAAUAUCAAGAUUUUUUUCUUUUUCUUUGGAUUAAUGUUUGUUCUCUAUUCCAAAAAUUCAUUACAUGAAAUGCAACGUCAGUUUUCCUUUUA
Messenger RNA from Brassica rapa (field mustard), 975 nucleotides. RefSeq lists its product as uncharacterized. The record is from RefSeq and is a predicted model, not a curated record. Lineage: Eukaryota; Viridiplantae; Streptophyta; Magnoliopsida; Brassicales; Brassicaceae.